Molecule: messenger RNA, 3195 nt
Organism: Morone saxatilis (striped sea-bass)
Lineage: Eukaryota; Metazoa; Chordata; Actinopteri; Moronidae
Gene: pou5f3
Product: POU domain, class 5, transcription factor 3
Exons: 5
Coding region: 660-2087 (475 amino acids)
Biological process (GO): regulation of transcription by RNA polymerase II
Molecular function (GO): RNA polymerase II cis-regulatory region sequence-specific DNA binding; DNA-binding transcription factor activity, RNA polymerase II-specific
Source: RefSeq, a predicted model, not a curated record
GUGCUGGGUGAGCGGGUUGUAGUGUUACAAUAUGUAUUUACUGGAGCACUGACCUGUGCCUAUUUAGCAAUGUAAAUAUGCUUUUUAAGGUGACGUCGAAUUAGCUAUUAAUAUUUCCCCGAGUAAUGAUUUCGCAUUGCGCGUAAUGCGUUUUAAAUAAAAAAAAAAAAGAGAGAGGCAAAAAAAAGGCUCAAAGUUUAUGUGAAAACACGCCCACUACUUUGGGAUGAAUCAAGGUCAUUCACAAAUUCACCAUCAGCUGUGCGCAAUUGUCUGCGCCAGCCAAUGGGCGAAGAGUUACGGUGAUCUGCAACACCCGCAGCUGUGAUUAGGAAAACCUGUGGAGCAGAGGCAGGAGAGGGACAUUUGAGCUUGAAGGUGAGGUAAGUGGCGUGUCAAAAGGUUGGAAUUCAUGGAGUAGGCCGUAGGCAUAUUGGUGGUUAUGUUGCACCAAAACGGCAACUUCUCAGGCCCACAUUUUUGCAGAAUUUCCCCACAAACGGACUUUUGUCGGACUGCUGCUGUUUUUCUUCUUCUGGACAACUUCUCCCUCGCUCAUCCCUCUUUGGUUGGUGCGUAAACUUGGAAACGGAUGAGCUUUUUUUAAACUUUUAAUUCUGGACGCUCUCUUGUCAAGAGGCUCUCACACCGCUUGGAAGAUGUCUGAAAGAUCGCAGAGUCCAGAGUGCCAAAGCCGGCCCUAUGACUUCAGCCGGACCAACCCUUGCACCCAGAUUUUGGGUCAGGAUAUCUUGGGCAGCGCUGCGUCAUUUCAGCUUCCUCACGGCGUCCUUCCAGACCCGAGCUUCCUCUACAAUAAAACCGCGUACAGUGGCAUCACAUCGGCUUCUGCACAGACCUUUUUCCCCUUUCCACCCGUCGCCGGUGACUAUAGGGGAUCCGACCUGCAGGCUGGAGAGUUUGGGCAACCCAAGCACUGGUAUCCCUUUGCUGCACCCGAGUACACCGGCCAAGUACCCGGCGUAACAGCAGCUACCCAGCCUAUAAACCUGAGUCCCCCAAUAGCCGAGACCAGGGAGCAAAUCAAACUGCCCGAAAUAAAGACUGAGAAGGACACCGGUGAUGACUACUCAACGGAAAUAAAAGUUCAGCAGUAUCCAACACCUCCAACCUCCGCCGCCAUGCCCCAUGGAGUCUUCUACUCUACGGCCUGGAACCCGUCCUUCUGGCCCGGAAUCACCCACAUCACACCACCGGGCAGUAAUAACCAAAACCCCUCAACAUCAUCUGCAUCUUCACCAUCUAUGUCCCCUUCGCCCCCAAGCAACGGGCUUCCAGGGAACGCGUUUUUCAGCGUGAACACAACUCAGGCUGUCACCGGGCCGCAGACUCAGAACCCGGCCUCCUCCACGCGGAGCAGCGGGUCCUCCAGCGGCGGGUGCAGCGACUCUGAGGAGGAGAAUCUUUCCACGGAAGAACUGGAGCAGUUCGCUAAGGAGCUGAAACACAAACGCAUUACCUUAGGUUUCACUCAAGCUGAUGUUGGCCUUGCCCUAGGUAACCUUUAUGGUAAGAUGUUCAGCCAGACGACUAUUUGCCGUUUCGAGGCUCUGCAGUUGAGCUUCAAGAACAUGUGCAAGCUGAAGCCCCUUCUUCAGAGAUGGCUGAAUGAGGCAGAAACCUCGGAAAAUCCCCAGGAUAUGUACAAGAUCGAGCGGGUAUUUGUUGACACCAGAAAAAGAAAGAGGAGGACCAGUCUGGAGGGGGCAGUGCGCUCUGCUCUGGAAUCUUACUUCAUUAAGUGUCCCAAGCCCAACACCCAGGAGAUCACACACAUCUCAGAUGACCUGGGUUUGGAGAGAGAUGUGGUACGCGUCUGGUUCUGCAACAGAAGACAGAAAGGAAAGCGCCUGGCCUUGCCACUAGAUGAGGAGUGCGAUGGUCAGUACUACGAGCAGAGUCCUUCCCCACUGAACAUGGUCCCUUCCCCCAUUCCCAGUCAGGGCUACCCUACUUCCAGCUACCCCGGUGCCCCUCCUCCCACACUCUAUAUGCCCCAGCUUCAUCGGCCUGACGUCCUGAAACAAGCCCUACACCCCGGACUGGUUAGUCACCUAACUGGAUAAGCACACUCAGGUAGUCCCCAGCCAAAACCACAGAUUGCCUUCCCAGAGCCUCUCUGUCCAACCCCAACUCAAGCUGAAGACGAGCCUCUAAAUCCAAUAACGAGAUGGACCGAUCAUAUCGGUGGAUAGAAACAUUCAAAAGUGUGGAAGCUCUUCUACUGAGUGCAGCAGUGGAAGGUGGAUAAAAGUGGUUUCUUUUCCCCGUUUAGAUGAUGAAACUGCCAAGGGCCACAUCCUCUUACCAUGAAAUGCAUCUCAACAUAUGCUUUGACUUAAGACUAAAACGGGAACAAUUUAAACCAAAUUUUUCUGAAUGUGCCUUGUGUUUUUGGAUAGUGCAUAGUAAGUUAUUCCAUAGGUUUUAAUCAUUAUAGGUUUAAUCAUUGCAGGUUAAGAACAAUGCCAAAGUGGUACUUCAGUAUAUGGUCCUGUUGUGGAGUAAGUGAAUGUGAACAGGGUUAAAGAACCAGGGUUUUCCUUCCACUUGUACUAAAUUGUGGGUAGGUUCUCUGUGGUGCAGAUAAGGAAAGAUCUAGGUUAUCUAAGGAAUUUCAGUGUGACCCUCUUUGAACAGAAUUUACCGUCAACAAGUUUGGUCAAUGUUUGUGCAAUACUUUUUGUGUCCCAUCUGAAUAGAGCAUCUACAGUAUUAGUCUGAACUGUCAAUGAAAUGGAAACUGCACCCUCAUGUUCUUGGCGCAUUUCUCAGAUUUUUGAACAAAGUUGCUUUUGUAAUGUUGAAUAUUAUAUCUUUUUUUUUUUAUGUCCCAUUUGUAUACUGAACCCAGAUUUAAAGUUGUUGAUUGUCAUCGACAUCUUUACAAAAUAUUUUUACCGCCGAUGGGUUAGUAAUAUUUUGAGGGAGUGUGACUUAUGAUUUGUUACUCCAAAGUGUCUUAGCUGCUAAUUCUGCCAAUUGCACACAGUCAGUAUUUUUCUCAGGUGGUAGCGAGAUUAAGUCUAACCUGACUGAUCAAUUUAAGUGUCAAGUUGAAGCUACAACAGUCAAAUUGUAUUUCAAUACCUCCAUUUUGUUUUUAUUGUAAAGGGUUUUUAUGUUUAUGAAUUGUUGAAUAACAGUCAAUACUAAAAAUCAAGUUUGGGUGCU